Molecule: messenger RNA, 2706 nt
Organism: Anguilla anguilla (European eel)
Lineage: Eukaryota; Metazoa; Chordata; Actinopteri; Anguilliformes; Anguillidae
Product: macrosialin
Exons: 6
Coding region: 113-1156 (347 amino acids)
Cellular component (GO): membrane
Source: RefSeq, a predicted model, not a curated record
UGGACGCAGCUGCCAAAAAAAAACAGAUACCUUGCGCUCAAGUCACUUGUCUGCUUGACGGAGAGGGGAAGAGUCGCGCAGUUUUCGAAGAACUCAAACAACCAAAAUCACAAUGAAAAACGGAUUUAUGUUGUUUAUGGCUUGCGCCAUAACUAUGGCUGUUGCAGUUUCUCAAGAUAAUGGGAAGGAAUUCAACCCAUCUGCCACUUUUUCUCCUCCUCGGCAAUUUGAUGCCUCCUCAACGACCGGCCCUCCUCACAAUACGACCACCCCUCAUCACAAUACGACCACCCCUCAUCCCAAUACGACCACCCCACAUCCCAAUACGACCACACCACAUCCCAAUACGACCACCCCACAUCCCAAUACGACCACACCACAUCCCAAUACGACCACCCCUCAUCCCAAUACAACUACACCUCAUCCCAAUACGACCACCCCUCAUCCCAAUACGACCACCCCUCUUCCCAAGACGACCACCCCUCAUCCCAAUACGACCACACCUCAUCCCAAUACGACCACACCAGCUCCUCAGCCUACGCCCAAGACCAACCUGACAGCUGGAAACUAUACUCUGAAGAGUGGCAAUGAUGCGUGUGCAUUGGCCAAUAUGGCACUGGAGGUCAGAGUGGAGUAUGGCACCAAAAACAAGUCUGAAGGGGCCUACAUUGUCCAACCAGGGAAGACAUCUGUUUCUGGGACCUGCGACAAGUUAAGUGUGAAGUUCACCCUCACCUUCAAAGAGGGGUCUAUUGACUUCCAGUUUCAGAAGAAUGUCUCUGAGAAACUGGUCUAUGUUAGCUCGGUUGCUGUGGAACUGACCUACCCCUUUGACCAUGCAGAUCCUAAAACCAAGUACGCAGCCAGCAACAAUUCGGUGAAGCUCUUCCCUGCAGCGAUUGGUCACUCGUACUCCUGCCGGAACCAGUCGGUGUACUUAGGAAAAGGCAUCCAUUUGGAUAUGACCCAAGUCAGGAUGCAGGCCCUUAACAUCACCAACACCAACUUUGGCCUCCCUGACCCAUGCCCUGCUGACCAGCCGGACUAUCGUGUGGCUAUAGCUGUGGGAAUCGUCCUACUUAUUCUCAUUAUCAUCGUCAUUGUGGCCUACCUCAUUGGCAGAAGGAGGAGAAUUGAUGGCUACCAGUCUCUCUAAAAUCCCAAAUCCACCAGAGCCAAAUGAGAUUUAAGAGGGAGGUAUACCUGCUAUAAUACCUGCUAUGUAAAUAAAGUGACCAAGGAUAUUUAAUCUCUUUCUCCCCUAAUAUCCUCUUGCACUCAGUUUCAGUUCUGCAGGUCUGGCACGUUUUGUGCCGCAGAUUGUAGAGAGGGGACACCAUUUUGAUUUAAAGUUUACUUAUACGUGCGAAAGACCUAGGUGAGUGGGUUGCAGUUCUGUUAAAAGCCUGAAGGGAACAAAAUUUCAAGGGACCAUGCAGCCCUCAAGAACACGUCUAGCCUGGCUGCCUCAAGAAUACAUGCUUUACCACUACACCAGUAAUUCUGUUACUUUGAAACCAACGUAUGUACCAAACAGCAUUUGCAUACAGUUCCAUUUAUUCUCUUUCCGCAGCCCACAUUUGUAAUCAAUGAGCAUCCGCAACCACUAACUGGUCUCCACAAUACUUCCAUCACUGAUUUAUUGUAUGUUUUUGUUUGUGAACUUAAUGGGAGAAAUUUGUCUGUUUCCUGUUGUGCUUGGAAUCAUAUGCAAUAUUUGACUAAGCUAAUGGAUGCAGUACAAAGACUUUAAUGAUUUAUCACUGAAUACAGUUCUUACAAACUGGAUACAACUAAUUAGAAACAAACAAAAUUCCAUGAGUACAGCUGAUUUUAUACAAUGGCAUUUCUGACAACUUGAUUUGAAUUUCAGAGAUACGUCAAAAUGAUUGAUCUGUGUUUUUUUUAAAAAACCAUCUUCUGUCAGCUUGACUGAGAGAGCAUGUAAAGGUAAAGGCCUUGUGCAAUGUUCUGUUACACUGAAAUUCUUUCAUUGCCAGAUUUAUUUAUGCUUAACUCCUCAUUUGAAGUGGCUUUUACCAUAGGAUACAUAAUGCCUGGUGGAGGCUGGAAAAUGAGAAAGAAUAGGCUUACUUCAAGAUUGUUUCCAGUGACAUAAAUGGAUUAAAAUUUGCAUGCAUAUAUUGAGAUUUAUCCUUGGGUGAUGAUUAAUUGUCCUUUCUAGCACCCUAGUGAUAUCCUGUUUUCAUAAUCCAUGGUUUUAGCUUUCAUUUCUGUAAUAUCAACUUAUUUAAAUGCAGUACCUUGGGAGCCUUGGCCCUCUGAUCAUGUUUAGCAAAAUGCCUGAGUGAUGGGGAUUUUCUUGGAAAAAUAGCAUAAACCCUAAUUAUUAUACUGAAUGAAGCAUUUGAAGGAAUGCCACACAUUCUCCCUGCUUUCUGUUGUACAGGCCUGUGUCUGUGUAUGUCAACUUGAUGAAUGGAAUAUAAAUUCUAGACAAUUGGAUUUAAAGGAUUGUGAAAGGGAAGCAGCAGAAUCUUCACCUCAAUGGAUCUGUACAAGGGAUUUCAUUAGCUAGCUGUAUUCAGCUAUUUCAGCUGUAUAUCAGGUGUUUUGAUAUCUUUGGGUUCAGAUGGGCCAUAUUUAUGGAAUAUAUGUGAGUUUCCAGUGGGAUUGGUUUCCGGUUAAUACCAAUUUGUGUUUUAAAUUUCUGCUUACAAUUAAAAGAUUUUCUUUGUUCAGUUA